AAACAUCACAAGUAUAUUCACAACCUAAAGACGAAGGAAAACUGAAAGAUGGCCGUCGGCGAGCAGCAAGGGAGACAGCCAGUGUUGGCGGAGUGUGGUAAUCAGAAUGGCCGCGUCGACGACCUCAUCCUGGCGGCGCUUAUUAGGAAAGAGACAGUCGCCGCCAACUCCUCUUCGUCUUCUUCAACCACCGCAGCUCGCUUCCUUCCGCCCGGCCACCUUCAUUUCUCGAUGGGCUCUGUAUCUCGCCGGAGGACCAUCGAUCACCACCACUUGCAUAGAUUCUUCUUAUUUCGCUUCAAACUCCGCUACCACCACCGCAACUUUGUGUUGCUCUUCUGCAGCCACACCAACCUCAUUUACUUCGGAGUUCACUUCCAUUAUUAUCGACGGCAAGAAACUUUCAAAAGAAAUCAGAGACGAAAUUAGUGCUGAGAUAACUAAGAUGAAGAUUCUAUAGGGCUCAUUCCUGGUUUGGCAGUCAUUCUGGUUGGCGACAGGAAGGAUUCUGCAACUUAUGUUCGCAACAAGAAAAAGGCAUGUCAAGAUGUGGGGAUCAGUUCCUAUGAUGUGCGAUUACAUGAAGAUUCAAUAGAAGAGGAAGUUCUUAAGCAUAUAUCCAGAUUCAACGAUAAUCCAUCCAUCCAUGGUAUUCUUGUCCAGUUGCCUCUACCUUUGCAUGUGAUGUCUGCAUAAUAGGUGGGUGAUGAGAAUUAGGGUUCUUGUGUCUGUGUUUAUUGGGGUGUGGUUUAAUAGCAGGGAAAAGGCGUCUUGCAGGGAAACGCCCGUUUAACGGGAAAGUUAGUGGAUGGCUAAAAAUCAAGGCAAAAGCUUUAAUAUGUGUUUAUUUGGUCUAGUAAAAAGCUAAGUGUCCGAUCCGAG
Molecule: messenger RNA, 882 nt
Organism: Cuscuta epithymum
Lineage: Eukaryota; Viridiplantae; Streptophyta; Magnoliopsida; Solanales; Convolvulaceae
Source: the annotation of a GenBank genome assembly